This is a messenger RNA of Menidia menidia (Atlantic silverside), 4942 nucleotides long. The record is from the annotation of a GenBank genome assembly. Lineage: Eukaryota; Metazoa; Chordata; Actinopteri; Atheriniformes; Atherinopsidae.
GACAGUGAGAUGGUCCCCCUGGACUGCCUGCGUCCUCAUUCCUUUGCCUCUGCUCAGCGGAACAGCCAUGACCCACGCCUCUCCAUCAGCCUCUGCGACCUGAGCCUGCAGCAGCAAGACAUGCAUCUGGAGGAAGACGACGAGGAAGAAGAACAACUGCAGCCCCUGAGCUCCACCUCCUGCCACGUGCCCCAGAACUCCCAGAACUCGCAGCAGUGCUCGCUGCUGCCCGGUCACUUGGACACUGAUCUCCAUUUUCACACAGUACACGGCGUCCACAUUACUGCGCUGGAUAAGCAAACCGUCGCGCGGCUGGAUCACCGUGGCGACGAGAGGACCCUUGUGUUCACCAGCCGGCCAAUGCACUGUUCAGAAACCGUGUUCGUUAAGGUGAAAGCGGGAGCCGCUCGCCCCGCGUCCCUUUCUUUCGGCGUGACGUCAUGUGACCCGGCCAUCCUGAGGCCCAGCGAUCUCCCGUCCAACCCGGAGUCUCUGGUCGACCGCAAGGAAUUCUGGGCCGUGUGUCGGGUGGCAGCGCCACUCCACAGCGGAGAUAUUUUGGGUUUCAUGGUGAAUGCGGACGGAGAAGUCACGAUGAGCCACAAUGGAAGCGGUGCAGGCAUGCAGCUGUGUGUUGACGUCUCCAGGCCUCUCUGGAUGUUCUACAGUCUGCACAGUACCAUCACACAACUCAGGAUUUUAGGCACAUCCAUGCAUCCUGACCUCCGAGGCCUGUCUGUGCCCAGCUCCCCAUCAUGUACACCAAACACCCCCACAAUGCUCUGCAGUGGAAACUCCGAGUCCAACCUCAACACCUCAUUGAAUAUCAAUCUCAGCUCAAGCCCCCACUCCAACUACCACACUCUAUUUUCUUCCUCUGCAGGAACAACCCCCAGCUCUCCAUAUUCCAGCCAUCCAGAGUCCCCUACCUUUGCACCCUGCUCUGGAUCAUGGAGUGAUGAAUGCACCAUUUGUUACGAGAACGUGGUAGACACUGUCCUCUACGCCUGUGGGCACAUGUGUCUCUGCUACGCGUGCGGCCUGAAGCUCAAAAAGAUGGCCAACGCGUGCUGCCCCAUCUGCAGGAGGACAAUCAAAGAUAUCAUCAAGACCUACCGGAGCACGUAGGCCCUGUGUCAGUCAAUGUCAGGUUCAACAUUCUGAAAGCCAUGUAAACUUUGUACAGACACAGCAAGUGACUAACCUGCUCCUUGGUCUGUUUUCAAUCUGGCUCAGGUAGUGUCGAGCAGGAUGCGCAAACUCUAUCAUUAAAAGGUUAAAAAAAAAUACAGCAUAAUCACCAGGGCAAAAGCAUGCCACUGCUGUUUGUCUGGACAGGGAUCUGUCUAACCUCCUGUAGACCAACCCCAGUCUGCCAGUGAUAGCAUCCUCAAGGAAAGUACAAUUGUCCGGAGCUGGGGAAAAUAACAAAAAGAAUCAGCCCGUGGUUCCACCAGCUGCUCCUACACUGCUUGUCAGAGAGCAUCAAGUUAAAUAGUUGUUUCGCAGGAAAAAUCAAUUCCCUUCUGAAUCUAAAAGAAAAAUCAAGACAAGAUAGGUUUGUUUGAGAUUUCCAGAAGGCAUCCAGAUAACAGUGAUAAGUGAUGAAAACCAUGAAAGUGGUGUUUUGGUGAAAACACCUCUCCAGUAGUGACGCCCAGGAAAUCUUAAACCACAAAGGUAAAAAAGUCAUCUGGCGGAACCCCGAUGUGUAGAUGGUGCUGUAUUCUGGUGAAUAUCUCAACAGCAUCUUUAAUGUUUUUUUUUUAUAUUAAGGGUGGAUGGAACUGUGCAAAGGGUAAAAAUAAGGAGUGAACAUUGUCAUUACAGAAGGUCACACUUGUUUUACCGAAGGCGGAUGUGAAAAACUGAAGAUGGAGCUUGGGAGGGAGGAUGAUGUAUGUUUCAGACAGAGAAAAGGGAGGAGGGAGCGUCUUUGUUAGGUGCCUGUUUCGGUGUGAAGAACGUGUUUGCUCACUCAGAUGUCUAAAAGCAUGUUAUGCUACUUGGCGGCCGUGCCCACCAUCUCUGGCUACUCAGGAAGCCUUUAGGAUGCUGUAAUUGCACAAAAAGUAAUCCAAACAGACAAUGGUAAGCAGUGAAGUAUUUUUCAGAUGCUGAAAAAAGCUAAUUAGGAUGAUGAUACGACAUCUUCAUUACUACAAAAAUCUCCUGAACCAAAAUAGAUGUGCUUACUUUAGCUUGGAAACGUAUCUUUUGUAUUUUUGUUAAAUUAAAACAGGAAUAUUAAUUAUGGUGUUUUUAUGUGUAGGGAGUGUCAAGGUUAAGAAAAAUCCCAAAAGUUGUUGACAGUGGCAAAGAUAUAACAUCUUAUUGUCAGAUGAAAUGAGGACUUACAAGAUUUUGAUUGUUCCUUUAAAAAUGGGAUCUGUUAGAUAGAGAUGUGGUGUCUCUGAGCACAUUUAACUUUGCUUAUAUGAAUACAGAGCCAUCUUCCUUUGAGUGGAAGCAAACACAUUGAUGUGCUUGAUAUCUUUGUACAUAUAAAGCCACAGCUAAAAUGAAAUGUUGAAAAAAAUUGCCUUUGCCCCAACUGUCACUGCAUUGCUUAGUACUGGAAUUUUUUCUGUGAAUGUGGAGAGAUGCUGAGCUUUUACAUUUGUACUUGUUUUUUUUCCUCCUGACCAAUAUGACUUUGAUAUUAUAAUACAUUGUGGCGUAUGUUUGAUAGAAAAAUAGUUGGAGAGUAAUCUUGACUGUACAUUUUAAUUUAUUUGUUGACGCUGUUAUGCACAGCUGUCCCUGUUUGUUUCUUUUGAGGGGCUAAUGUGUCCGAAAUUGGUGAAUACUGUUUAUUUUAUGGUUGCAUAAUCAAAGAUCAUAGAAGACUUUAUUCCUUGAGAGGAUGUUUGUCACUUAAAUAUUUCCAUAUUUAGGGAACUGCUCAUCCACUUUGUGUCGUGGAGUUAAAUAGCAGAACGAAACUUUUUGUUUUACCUGAGCGUGUCAGAAACAUACUUCUGCUCCACUACAUGGAGCUAUAUUAAAUUUCCAUUGUUUCAUGUUGGUGUCACACUUGUUGUUAGUCACUUAGCAGAAUAAUCUUUUUCACAUUAACAUUAAUAAUUCGUCACAUUGCCAAAACAUCGUUUGGACAAAAUGCGGAAGCUGUUAAAAAGGAAAAUUGACAUUUACAUGAUUGACAUGUAAAUCAAUGGUACCUUGUAUGUGCUUAAAAAAUGGAACAAAAGAAUAGCUCAAACUCUGUAACCUCAUUUUGGUUUUGAUUGCAGUAACAUUUCCAAAAACAGUUCUGAGAACACAAGAAUACAAAUUUUGCAUAUUUGUGCAAAUGUUUUGUUGCCUAAUUAGGAUCUUUGCCAGCAAGCUUGGCAUAAAAUGAGGAUAGAGAAGGGAAUUUUUUUAUGUGAAAAGCUCUGUAAUUUAAACAUUUUAAUAUUUAAGAAAAUUUCUCCAUUUAUAGUGCUAAGAAUAUGGAAUUGUUAAUAUUGAGAGUACAUAAUAGAGAAAUAUCACCCUCUAGUGACCCUGUAUUACAAACUAGGUUGUUCAGUCGAAAGUAUUGCAGGAUUUUAGAAACUUUUUUUUUCAAAACACCAGAAGUUGAAUCUAUAUUGUGUGUAAGUUAAAACUCUACCAUCCAAAGAUAUGAACAAGAUCAGCAAAUAAAGCUGUGUUCUGUGGCCCACCUGUAGGUCAAAUUUAGAUUAUUGAGUUUUCAAAUAAAGGAUUUUGUUUCCUCAGGAAAAAAGAGAGAGGGAAUACUCUGACUUGACCUUUACACAUAGUAAUAAUGAUUUUUUUCUUUUUUUUAAAGAAACACUGAACCAUCCAGCCAGCCAACCAUGGAAACCAUAUAGCAUUUGUUUUCAGGGUCCAUGAAGUUCUGCAACCUCUGCAGUGGUAUUUUGUAUCGUGUUGAUAUGAUAUAUACUAGGUUCAUAUGGAGCCCUCAUUUCACAGCCAUGCUAAGCAGGGGUUUUGGAGUAGAGUAUUUCUGCAAUCCAGACAACCCUGUCUGAGUAGGGUUUUUUUUCUAAUUUUCCUCCAUUUCACAUUCGGCUUAAAUUAACUACACGGGUAGAUUUGUUUGCACUAAACCGAUGGAAAAUUAUAACUAAAGAUCUCUUUUAGGAGAUGAAUAAGUGUUGUUUCCAAAAUAACAAAUUGGCUGCCUCAACAAACACUCGGAGUUGUCUUGAAAAAAAGAGGUGGUGCAACACGGUAAUAGAUUCUCUUCCUGAGUUUCAACAUGUUGCUGGCACUUCAACUUGAGUAGAUCAUUAACUUGUUGUCUUUGUGGAAUUGAAAGGAUUUGCAAACCACGGUAUUCUGUUUGGUUUACAUCUUCAGCAUCCCAUUUGUUUUGGAAAUAGUAUUGUGCAAAGCAGCAGAAAAAAAGGAUUCAUCCCCAGCAACUUCAAACAUAACAGUUGUUUAAUUUAUUCAAAGCUUUCACCCUGCAGUCAGCUAAGAUACAGUAAUUCAAAAGCUGGAAACAACAGGCUCCCUCGGCUCCUUUCAAAGGAUAAUCCAAAAAAUUGUGCCUAUUACCUUCGAUAAAACGGUCAAUUGUCACAUGUGGGAGAUUACCAAAAGACUGAGCAGCACUUGAAGGCGGAUAGUGGUGACUUUGUACAGGCUCAAGUCAGCUGCAUCUUUCCUGUUUAUGCACACAAAUCAGAUAACAUUUUUGUGACAUCACAUUUAGUUGUUUUAACCACUUCUGAAUAAAAGGGUUUCUCAAAAUAUCAAAUAUCAAUUACAUCAAUCCUUACCUUAAAGUUACUUGUGCAUUAGAGAACCAUUAAGUUUAAAAGAGUUUGCUUUCCAAAUGUGACCAAAUUUCUCAGUUCAACCAAAAAAUUAGUCGGUUAUGGAGGGCAUUGUCUGUUGGGCAAUAAAUAACUUUGGUUUACUGGGCUUUUCGUAUCUACCAGUUGUCUAAACAUUAUUAAUA